CCUGUCGAAAAAAACCGAACGUUUCUGCCUUUCGAAAACUUCCUCCCCUCCUUUCAUUUGCUGUCUUCCGUAACGGAAUCGCGAAAUAAUUAUUUCCGGGGGAGCAAGUAAAUGCAGACAGCGCGAAGAUUUUAUAAAGCGGGACGAAAAUGGUGAAAAAAAAAGAACCUCCAAAAAAUAUUAGAGAGAGAAAGGGAGAGAAAGAAACGGGCCGUCUUAAAUACAUCACCUCCCCAUUGAAUGCUUUACCGAACUCACCACCCCAUUUUUGCCUCCCUUUCCUCCUCUGCAACUUUCUUUCUCUCUCUAUCUGCAACCACCCUCAUCCUCUCUCUCUCUCUCUCUCUCUCUCUUCUUUGAAGGGAAGUUUGCAUUCUUACGACGGGGGCUGAGGAGUAAGGACCCGGAAUGGAGUGCGUUGAAGCCGCUUUGAAGACCGGGUUCGGGAAGGACGCGAUGCUGGUGAAGCUGAUGAGGCCCCACGCCUUCUCCGACGACCUCCUGGCCUUCAAUUCCCACGCCGGCGCCCCCGCCGGCGGCGACGGCGGCGACGGCGACGACUUCGUGGACGACCUCUUCGACUUCUCCAACGACGAGGCCUUCGCCGGACAGGAGGAAGAGGCGAGGACAGAGGAGACGGCGGGCCACGAGCAGACGCCGCAGAAGCAGAAGCGGGAGCCCCGCGGCGGUAGCGACGAGGACGGUGCGUCCGUCUCCGCCGGGCAAAAGGACGAUUUGGGGCUCGUGCCGCACCUUCCGGCCGAGGAUUUGGCGGACCUCGAGUGGUUGUCGCAUUUCGUGGAGGACUCGUUCUCGCACUUCUCGGAACCGCUUCCGGCGGGCGUACUGCUCCAGAACCCCACGAGCCGCGAGGACCGGUCCGAACCGGAAUCGGAAUCUUCCGGCUCGUCCAGACCCGGGUUCGCGACUCCGCUCCCCUCGAAAGCCCGGAGCAAGCGGCCCCGGUCCGGCGGCCGGGCAUGGUCCCUGGGCGUCCCGUCUCUCGCCGAGCCGUCCUCGAGCUCUUCGUCCUCGACGACGGCCUCGUCGCCCUUGCUCGCCAGCCCUUGGUUCGCGCACCUGAACCGGAGCCGGAGCCUCGAGCCGGUCGAACCGGAGCCCUGGGAGGCCAAGCCGCCGAUGAAGAAGCAGAAGAGCAAGCCCGCUGCUGCUUCGGAGACGGCCGGACCGGCCCGACGGUGCAGCCACUGCGGCGUGCAGAAGACCCCGCAGUGGAGGGCCGGCCCCAACGGGGCGAAGACGCUGUGCAACGCGUGCGGGGUCCGGUUCAAGUCGGGCCGGCUGUACCCGGAGUACCGGCCCGCGUGUAGCCCCACGUUUUCUAGCGAGCUGCACUCGAACCACCACCGCAAGGUGCUGGAGAUGAGGCGCAAGAAGGAGUCAAUGACGACGACGGCACUGGGUCAGCCCGAGCCCGGUCGGGCCGUGCCCAGCUUUUGAGGGCCAGGGGUGGGUUCCUUCCUGGCGCCUCGGGAAACUAGGAAUUAGGGUCGAACCGAACCGGGCUCCGGUUCGGGCGGUAGUGGUAGGGCAGAUAUGCUAGGAUGUCUUUAGGUAAGUUACAGGAAUUCUCAAUGUACUAUUUUUCGUUAUAGCUCCAAUUUAAUAUCUCAACAUCAAAUUUUGCUAAA
Molecule: messenger RNA, 1652 nt
Organism: Eucalyptus grandis
Lineage: Eukaryota; Viridiplantae; Streptophyta; Magnoliopsida; Myrtales; Myrtaceae
Product: GATA transcription factor 5
Exons: 2
Coding region: 409-1461 (350 amino acids)
Biological process (GO): positive regulation of DNA-templated transcription
Cellular component (GO): nucleus
Molecular function (GO): sequence-specific DNA binding; zinc ion binding
Source: RefSeq, a predicted model, not a curated record